Messenger RNA from Gadus chalcogrammus (walleye pollock), 2041 nucleotides. RefSeq lists its product as uncharacterized. NCBI's taxonomy places the organism in Eukaryota, Metazoa, Chordata, Actinopteri, Gadiformes, Gadidae. The record is from RefSeq and is a predicted model, not a curated record. The transcript is spliced from 9 exons. Bases 87 to 1442 code for a protein of 451 amino acids.
GUCUGAAUGAGGGUUUAGCCAGGAUAGACAAUCUAUGAGCACAGAGUCAAUUCAACGUAGGCUAUAAACUAUACAAGAGUCAAAGCAUGUUGCCGUGGCGACCGUUGGGGCGGGUCUUCCUGGUUGCGUCACCUCUGAUGGGGGUGAUUAUGCUGGCCCUACACCUGCGAUCGCAGUUGGACCGGAGAGCGACGCGUCACGGAAACCACAUCAGUGACCAGCAGGCUGCCAACAGGUGCGGCUUCAGGGUGCAGUCCGAUGCCUUCACCCGGGUAGCGGGCUCCAAGACGCUGCUGAUCAACGCGUUCCGUGAGCACCGCACGGCCAACGCGAGCGUUCGGCUAAUCGCCAUCGUUCCGCAGGCGGAGCGCGCGCUGUCGAGUCGCUGUGUGUUUUGCUGCAGAGAGCGAGGAGAGGUGGUUACCGUGGCAGCCAAGCGCACCACUCACCCGUCCAACUACUUUUUUUCAUACGGGACGGGAGACUUCCUGUGCCCGACGCCCUCUGGCUGCCAGCCCAGGUACGUCGGGCUGGUGUCGGAGGACGGCGAGGACCUCUCCGACCUCACCCUCCUGCCCGUCCUGAACCGGCGCGCCCCAGAGCGCUCCCGGAUGCCCCUGAACUUCACGCUCUGCAUGCCCAGCCUGUUCAACCACUACGACAACGUGCUGCAGUUCGUCCAGGCGAUGGAGCUCUACCAGCUGCUAGGUAUCCAAAAGGCCUUCCUAUACAAGACGAGCUGCUCCGCUACCAUGGAAACGGUGCUUCAGUACUACUCCGGCAAAGUGGGUUUUCUUCAGGUGUUGCCCUGGCCAAUCAGCUCCCACUUGAAACCUUCCUCCAGCUGGCUUCCGUCGACUUCGCCCGGGGAUAUCCACUACUACGGCCAGAUCCCCGCCAACAACGACUGUCUCUACAGGAACAUGCACCAGUCCCGAUACGUCCUCAUGCACGACCCAGAUGAGGUGAUCGUACCCACCGGCAACGUGUCUUUUCAAACGUUGAUGUCUGAUCUGGAGAAAGCCCAUGGCGAGAACGUCAACUUCUACUUUCCCAACAACAUUUUCCGUCUGGAGGAAAAGGAGGAAAACAGCAAGUAUGACCUUCCGGAGUGGAAGCACCUUCCCGGCACCAACUUCCUGUUGCACACGCUGAGGGAGACGGACGGGGCGGGCGGGAAGCUGGUCCUGGAUCCACGCAGCGUCCUCCAGAUGGAGGUCCACGCCGUCCAGGCACACUUCAACAAAGGCCGCACAGAGACGAUUGGUUCAGAGCAGGCCCUCCUCCACCACGUCCGCCGGAGGAAGAACAGCCAGCAGAAGAGUGACCUGGUCCGGGAAGAGGGGCUGCUGAAGAUGGCUCCGGCUCUAGUCCAACGGGUCAACCGCGCCCUGAGCAGCAUGGGUCUCCUCAACACCUCCCACGGCCCGGCACCCCACUGAUGCUCAUCGUCUGACGACACCCCCAAACGUACAUUUUCGAUCCUCUGUGAGCUGUGGAUGACGGAUAAGAUCCCCCCCCCCCCGGUGGAACAACGGCACUGACGCAAGCGAGAAGAGAUGCCCCUCUCUUGUCCCUCUCUCGCCAAAUUCGGCGGGUGGCGAGCCUCCGGCUGCAGGCGUUCUCUACCUGGGGGGAUCAGAACAGCGGGGGCAGCGGUUCAUCAGCCGCCCACGACAGAGUGGUACCCUACACUGCCGAGACACCUCCUCCACCGGCAUAACUUGACUACACCUCUCACACAACGACUACAACUAUAGCUAGUUUGGCUCGUUCGGCUAGUACAAUCUAUUGACCCAUGAUAGCAAGGAUUAGAGAUGCUCCGAUAGAUCGGACGCCUGUCAGGAUCGGCAGCUAUUGGCCGGUCACGUGACGUAAAUUACUCGUGCAGUUUUUUUCCCCCCUGCAUGCGGCGCGCUCGGAACUUGCCAGCGGCAGCAUUAGUUCUCCCGUCUACAACAUUGUGCUGCACUGCCAGGAUUACAAGGGGGCGCUGUAAAGUUGGCAAAGGAGGCGGUUUUACGUUCAGGGUCGUUUACUG